Ustilago hordei is the source of this 1041-nucleotide messenger RNA. RefSeq lists its product as uncharacterized. The record is from RefSeq and is a predicted model, not a curated record. Bases 1 to 1041 code for a protein of 346 amino acids. NCBI's taxonomy places the organism in Eukaryota, Fungi, Basidiomycota, Ustilaginomycetes, Ustilaginales, Ustilaginaceae. The transcript has a single exon.
AUGACGGGAAUCUUUGUCCCGCAGCAGCAACAGCACAAUCCUCCCUUCCCGCCGAGCUUCUACCCCGUCGGUGGCCCAUCGAACUUGACCUUGCCGUCAGCAACCUCAACAUCACAAUUCACCAUGGAUCCGCAGGACCCUCAUCAUCCAGUCCAAUUCUCGCAAUCAUCGCUAAUCGCAGGACCCAGCAACUUGCACCCAUCUUGGGAUCCACCAGUUAACAUGCCUAAUACUCCCUCAACAACCACCUCCUACCUCCCUCGACAAGUCUUCUCCUCCCCCAACGAACCCCGAUACCCAGCCUCGACCGUAGCAGCGGUGGAAGAAAGCCGUUCGCGAUUUUUCGCUCGUCAACAAUCCGCUACUGCUCCGCGCACCCGCCACACGCCAUUCGGCUCAACCACGCUACCCCCUUCCACAACCACAACGCGCCGUACGCACAAAUCGCAUCCGCUCUCCUCGGCCUCAUCCGCCUCUUACCGGCAGAGCUUCUUCGAACGAUGCCAGCGAGCGAUGGACGACUCUCGCGCUUCGCAGCGAAAUACUAAGAUCAUGACGUUCAGGAAGGGUGUGGAUGGUGCGACGCCAGGUUUGUUCUCGGAUGAAAUGGAUCAAGAUGAUCCUCCCUCCUCCCCACCCUCCAUGCUCGGGGCUGAUCGGGGUGACGGAGGGGGAGAAUGCGGAGAAGGGGAGAGGGAAGAAGAUGAUGAAAUGACAAGGAGGAGGAUUAUAGCGGAAUAUUCCAGGUUGAAGAGGAUAUACGAGCUGAAGGGUCAUUUGGAAAUUGGCUGGAUCGAUCCUGAUCAGCUUUCCUGGCUAGAGCAAGUGUCGAAGCGAGAAGGGGAACAAGAGGCGCGGUGCGGAGAAGAAGACGGGAUGGUAGAUCCCUAUCAUAAUGCCAACGAUGAAGAGUUGGAACAGUUGUGGUUGGAAAGUCAACAACCCUCGCAAGGAGAAGGGCGGGAUGUAGAGAUGCAGGAUGACCGAGAGGAUUGGGAUGAUAGAGACUUUGAGGAGGCGCUUGCUCGGCUUCCUGUGUAA